ACGUGCGCGCUCCCUCACAAAUCGAACGCAUUUCUUUCCAGAAGCAAGAUGCCGCGCGCCCUCACACGUCAGUCUUUGCCAUUGUUGUAAGAAUGCCAGCCAAGGACGGCAGCUGCGCUGCGUAGGAGGAGCUAGCGGCGUGUUUCCGCUAAAGAACAGGCCGAGGCGGCGAUCGAUGCAGCCCAACUGCUAGCUACCGGAUAGUUAGGAGCUAACGCAGGAAAUUGCUUAACUACAGUUUACUACGGCUUUAUUACCUGGAAGCCGCGGUUUUACCUUUCGGUUCGGGAACAAGAACGGGCGGCAGCGAUGGAAGCCGAGUUUUGGGAAAUCGACGAAAAUGGGACCUGGAACUCCGUUUAUGAGGACAUUCGCCAGCAGUCCUGUGAAUUACCAUGCAAGGUUGCCAAAUUUCCUGAAAACAAGACUCGAAACCGUUACCGGGACGUCAGCCCCUUUGACCACAGCAGAAUCUGCCUGCAGCUGGGUUCAAACAACUACAUAAACGCCAGUCUAAUAACUGCAGAAGAAGCGCAGAGGAAAUAUAUUCUCACUCAGGGACCCCUUCCAAGUACAUGUGGUCAUUUCUGGGAGAUGGUUUGGGAGCAGAGGACCCGCGGAGUCGUGAUGCUGAACCGGGUCAUAGAGAAAGGCUCCAUCAAAUGUGCCCAAUAUUGGCCUCAGAGAGAGGAGAAAGAUGUCAUCUUUGAAGACACCAACUUCAAGGUCACUCUCGUCUCAGAGGACAUCAAAUCGUACUACACAGUCCGACAGCUGGAGCUGGAAAAUCUGUCUACUCAGGAGAUGCGUGAAAUUUUACAUUUUCACUACACGACCUGGCCUGACUUUGGGGUCCCAGAGUCUCCAGCCUCCUUCCUCAACUUCCUCUUCAAGGUGCGCGAGUCGGGCUGCCUGAAUGCGGAGCACGGGCCGGUGGUGGUGCACUGCAGCGCUGGGAUCGGACGCUCCGGGACCUUCUGUCUCGUGGACACCUGCCUCCUUUUGAUGUCUCUCCGUAAAGACCCGUCUUCGGUGCGGAUUCGUGAAGUGCUGCUGGAGAUGCGUCGUUAUCGAAUGGGUUUGAUACAAACGCCAGACCAGCUUCGCUUCUCCUACCUCGCCGUGAUUGAAGGUGCCAAGUACAUCAAAGGAGACACUUCUCUCCAGGAGUCAUGGAAAGAGCUGUCGAAUGAGGAAGAUGAUCCUCCGGAGUUCACCCCGCCGCCUCCUCUCCCUCCUCCCAGAGACCCUCACAACGGCCGAGUGCAGCCAUGUUUUUUCCCAGAUGACGUAGACUUCAUCCAGCGUGAGGAAACUUCCCAACUGAGGUCUACAGCAGACACAGAGCUUAGGAACAGAAACCCAGGCGCCCCAGAGCCGCCUCCGGACAGACAGGACGGGCCUGUGGGAAUCGAAGACCUGAACCCCGGCGCUCCGAGGAAAUCCCAGCAGGGGGCGACGGCGGAGGACGGGACGGAGGGAGCAGAGCGGGAGAAGAAGGGAGCCUGUCCGGUGCCGGGGGCCUGGUCCCCUCUGACGGCCCACGUGUGCCUGGGCACGGCGCUGGCCCUCGGCGCUUAUGUCUGCUAUCGCGUCUAUUUCCACUGAUGUCUGACCUUCCUCCUUCCUGUCACCUUUUUUCUUUUGUUCCAUGAUUUGGACUCGGCUGGCCGGUCAGCCUGUGUCGACGUGGUUCACCUGUGAUCAUAUUGUAAACGGUCGGCUGCCUCUCUUUACCCAAAACCUUCUUUGUGUGUACGCCAUCUCUGACGCUCAGGGCCUCGCUUUUUCAGGUGCCACAUCCAAUAUAAACGUACGUGUGUGUGUGUGUGUGUGUGUGUGUGUGUGUGUGUGUGUGUGUGUGUGUGUGUGUGUGUGUGUGUGUGUGUGUGUGUGUGUGUGUGUGUGUGUGUGUGAGUGUGUGUGGGUCUGUGAGUGUGUGCGUGCGCCGACCCAAACGCAGACGCAACAUAAAACAGACGUCAGUCUGCUAAGGCGAAGGGGUUUGACUUGAGCACCUCUGCCUGAUUUACACGCUUCUUCUUUCUUAUUUACCAAAAUGACACCUUUGAAUGUUUUUCCAUUUUUAUCCUAAACAUGUUUAGUAACAGACUGAUCAUGAUUUUGAUCAAGCUGGACUGAAAACAUGUCACUAAGGGAGAAGGUUUGUUCACACAAAGAGUUUAUGAAUGAAGUGUGGACACUAGUUAUGCUUUUUGUACGACGGGGUAUUAGGGCCGCUCUUGGAAAAUUGUUUAAAAAUUACGAGAAUAAAGUCGUAACAAUAUGACUUUAUUCUUUUAAUAUUACAACUUUAUUUUUGCAAUAUUAUGAUGUUCUCAAAAUAUGACGACUUUAUUGUCGUAACAUGAUCUUUACUCUUGUGAUUUUAUUUUUCUUAGCACGGCCCUAAUAUUUGUACAUUUGUGAAUACAUUCAGUGGAAAAUAUAGAUAGUUCCCACAUGACGUCACAUUUCCUGGUGCUCUGCCGCCAUCUUGAUAGUUCAGAGGCAGCGUGAACACUUUAUUAAUUAUGCAUAAGUGAUGUUUGGAUAUUGUUACAUUUACUGUUUUACAAAUGCGAUGAAACAGUAAAGAGGUUUUCAUUACAUCCUGUAAAGGUGAGCAAACUUUGCUACUCAUGUUGCGUUCCAGUUACCUGGAAAAAGGUUCAGAAGUCUGUAUUUUAACAUGGCGUCGCUCAUAAACAUGGUUUGCAAAAACUCUUGUGAACAUAAAUUUAAGCUUCACUUCCCAAAAGUAAAACUUAAGGUUUUUCAAAUGGGAAACUGAACCAGUGGCUGGUUAAUGUCCAGAGGAAACACAGUUCAUACAAUACAACACGUAUUUUGCUCUGAUCGCUUUGUUAGUGGUAAUAAUAUUUUCAAAUGUCCAGUCAGUUAUAACGGCAUAUUGAACUGAUUGUUGUAAAAACGUCCUUUUGACAGAAAACCUGCAGUUUCAUGACUGAUUUAUUUGAACAAAGUAUGAAACGUAACUAUAAAGUGAGGACGUCCAAAUACAGUUUCUCUACUCUUGAAAAAAUCCAAAUUACAUCUAAUUUAUUUUUACAUUCCAGUUGUUUAUUAUGCAUCACAAAUAGCUGAUAGUAGAGAAAGAAGCAGAAGGCUGUACAUUGUUGUUAAUAAUCAGGUUUUCAUCUUAUUAAAAUAAUUUUUGCCGUUUUUUCACGCUUACAUUCACAUUGGUCGCUAAAGAAAGAGACGGAUCAGUUUUAUUCACAAGUACAGAAACCCGAUCAUAUCAUUGAAAACACAAAUGACUUGUUGACUAUUUUCAUAAGAUGUGUUAAAGCUAGACACUGAACUCGUUCUCCUGAAGAGUAGAAAAAGAUGCAUAUAGACUAAUUUAAGCAUCGGUAAUUCUGUGCACCGGUCGACUUCCAAGAUGGCGCAUUCCGGGGUAACUUGCAUCCGGUCCGGUCUUGUGGGAACUAUCUAUUAAUGCAACAUUUACAGUAAGUACUAGACGCAUUUUUUUUUUUUUUUUGGGUGACGUGUCUACAGUUUCCAGGCAGAAUCGUGUUAUUUUAUUUUUAUCCUGAGAUGGAUCACAAUACAUGGCUCCACAUACUAUCCAUAGUUUCACAGUCGAUGUAAAAGCCUCACCUGAAGGUAGCUGACAUGCCUUGUAAAGCAAGCGAAAGGUCAGAGUAGC
Poeciliopsis prolifica (blackstripe livebearer) is the source of this 3679-nucleotide messenger RNA. It is a transcript of the gene ptpn1, whose product is annotated as protein tyrosine phosphatase non-receptor type 1. The transcript has 10 exons. The record is from RefSeq and is a predicted model, not a curated record. Gene Ontology annotation, biological process: protein dephosphorylation. Lineage: Eukaryota; Metazoa; Chordata; Actinopteri; Cyprinodontiformes; Poeciliidae. Bases 310 to 1608 code for a protein of 432 amino acids. Gene Ontology annotation, molecular function: protein tyrosine phosphatase activity.